UUGUGAUAAUUUAUUUGUAUUUUUUAAGUUGAAUUGAUGCGUUUUAUUUGAAUAUAGGAUGAUGACAAAUAUGAGUUCCCAGGGCCAAGUAGGGUUCAGGGUUUGCUAAAGAAACAACUCACAGUGUAUUUCAUUUCCAAUAUACACAUGGCAAGAAAAUCAAGAACAUUUAAGGGUUCAGUGAUUUGGAAGCAUGAGGAAGCUACGUGGCUGCGACGCUCCGGAACCGAUGAUGAAGAAGAUGACGUUGAUGGCCUUGUUCUCUGUUCCAAUUAGCGUCCUAGGAAAUGGGUUACACACAAUAAGGAGGGUAGUUCGAGCACUAAAGGCACUAAAGGCAGACACGAUCACCCGUAUUUUGAAUCUCAUAGCGGUUGGGCAAAUCUUUCCGUCUGAAUUGUUAACUGAUGUGAUAAAGAGAUUAGAAGCAAGUGAAAGUACAUUGCCCGCGCGAAAAAAUGUUGUUGCGUGUGCAGCAGUGUGUAGAUCAUGGAGGGAAAUGUGCAAAGAAAUCGUUGAUUCCACUGAAUCUUUAGGGAAGAUUACGUUUCCGAUCGCUUUGAAACAGCCAGGGCCUCGGGAUACCACGAUUCAGUGCUUCAUUAAGAGGGAUACAUCGAAUUUGAGUUAUUAUCUCUAUCUUUGUCUUGGCAGCGUUUCAUUUUAUUUGAAUAGUUCUUGAGAUUUCUCUCUUAUUAUCUUUAUGUUCCUUUUUUUUAAUGUGAGUUCUUUAAAUAAUUGUAUUUAUAACGGUUUAUUAUCUGAUUAUUACAACUUCAAACAGGUUUAAGCACACCCAAACACUAUCUACUAUUAUAAAAGAUUAUACAAGUCUUCGUUAUUAAUUUAACAUUACCAAUAUGCAAAGGUUAAAUGUCGAACAGAUAAUCCUGCUAACCUUAUGGAUCUAAGUACGCCUAUGAACAAAUUCUUGGCUGAACCGUACGGUUCUGAAAAAAAGAAAACCAAACCCGAGACCGGCCAAAAUGAUUCUGUUUGGUGAUUUAAAUAAUCAUUCUGACUCUUAUUUAUAUAACAAUAGAGGUCCUGGACAAAGUAUUUCAUGUUAACCCAUCCUGAUCUGUAAUGGGUCAAAAUGGACCGAAAUGGGUUGGGCCAACUUACACUCUUCUUUUUAUUAAUUUUUUUCAUUUUAUAAAGUUAUAAAUAUGCAAAGUAUGACUCAAUAGGUCUUUAAAAAUUUGAGUUCAGUUUGUAUGGGUUUUAAUUUGUUCGGCCCUUUUGAUCCAUUUUCUUUUUAGUUAAACCAUUUGACCUGAAAAAUGUAAGACAUUGAAACUGAUAUAUGUGUAAGUUGUGAUGGUCAUAGGUUGUUGCUUUUAUUAAUGACAGUCUGCCACAGUUCUGCAUUUUUUUAUUUGUUUAUUUGCCACCUACUGUACCCAAUGAAGUCAAGUCUAAGCCACUGCAGAGGAAAAAAUAUGUUGGUAAACAGCCCAAUCUGGCCUGUUUUGGCCAGCUAUCCGAGCCUCCGAUUUUGACACCUAUACCUGUUUUUCUUUCAUCUUGGCUUACUAUCAUGUUCUUGUAUGUUCGUUUACAUCUGUAACAGUCCUCAACCCCCGUGAAGAUAACUGAAAGCUGAAACAGAAUACGCAGUAAAUGCUAUGAAGCACAUAUUUGAUAAACAUGUUUUUUAGCCUCGAAACCUAUAUAGGUUUUUGAAGGGGGGUAUGGUUCCAACACGUGCAUGACCAUACCCACACUUAACUUAGAAAACACUCAGCUGGUUAUAAGGUCCUACAGCGGGCGCGGAACCACGCCAACACUGAGGUACAGACAGUACAAGAGGAAAGGGACGUACAGCCGAUCAAUAACCCAAUCCGACCUGUUUUGACCUGUUACCCGAACUCUGCCCAUUUUGCCUAUUCUACUUGCUUUUCGUCGGUCUUGUCUAAUUAUCAUGUAUUGAAGAACCGCUAGCUUCAUUGAAUGUAAAAAUUCUCGCACUUCCUACUGCUGAUGAAGCUAAUAUGUGGAUCAAGAAGUUUGGGUUUGAGAGGAUGCCGGAUGUAGAGUUGAAGCAGUACAGGAAGAAUUUCCAGCUAAUGGUUUUUCAAGGAACCUCAAUGCUAUACAAGACCGUCAAGAAGCCUUAAGGGCUGGUUGAUGAUAGAUAGUUAAGUUUUAUCAGGCCCAGCAUGACGGGCCAAAUAUGCAAUUUUUUUGGUUUCUAUAUAUAUUUGGAGAAAGGUAGUAACAGUCCUACCUGAUAUCUCUCCUGUUUUGGUACAAAAUCUGGCAUUUGGAAAAAAAAUUUAGUUUUGUUAGUCCAAAUUUAUACGGGUGACCCGUUGGGCGAUUUUGGUUAGGAGAUAGAUAGAUAUAAGAUAUAAACUUUUGUUUUGGUUAUUGCUGA
Molecule: messenger RNA, 2380 nt
Organism: Helianthus annuus (common sunflower)
Lineage: Eukaryota; Viridiplantae; Streptophyta; Magnoliopsida; Asterales; Asteraceae
Product: tubby-like F-box protein 1
Exons: 6
Coding region: 194-682 (162 amino acids)
Molecular function (GO): protein binding
Source: RefSeq, a predicted model, not a curated record